GUAAGUACAAUAUUAUUUCUUACAUAAAUUUUCUGCCUUUUUUCUGACCACACUGUAUUAGAAGUGGGAAGCGAUCAUAGCGUUAGUCGGUGAACGUCCUGCUCAGAUAAUUCAUGACGAUGCAUUACUGAAUACCUGUAUACCAACAAUAUAAAGUCCAGGAAAUAUUUUAUGAUAUGGCGUCAGUGAUGAAUCAUACUAGUCAUGUGCGUGCCUUAUACAAGGCUAUUCUGAAGCUACACAGGGGUUUGCCAUUCAAUAUGCAAGCAAUGGGUGACCAGUAUGUCAAAGAUGAAUUUCGGAGGCACAAAAAAUGUUCAGAGACCGAGGCUGAAGUAUUUAUGGAUGAAUGGACAAAGUAUUACCUGCAAUUAGCAAAACAGCUUGCAGCCAGGAAGAAACACCAGACAGUGGGAACCAAUUUAUCGCCAGAAUUUUUAGACAAUUUUAAUGAUGAGCAGGUGGCUCAAUUAGUAGAACUAUUUAAUACAGCGACUGAUAGGAAAGGUGUGAAUUCAGAAACCAAGUCUUCUUGACAAGAUGUCAAUAAUAUGGAUAAAUAUUUAUAAAAUGAUACAAAAAAAAUACAUUAAAAAUUGUAAAAAAGAUUAAAAAGAUUAAUGUUGAGAGAUUAAAAUUUGUUU
Molecule: messenger RNA, 644 nt
Organism: Ruditapes philippinarum (Manila clam)
Lineage: Eukaryota; Metazoa; Mollusca; Bivalvia; Venerida; Veneridae
Product: succinate dehydrogenase assembly factor 3, mitochondrial-like
Exons: 3
Coding region: 177-536 (119 amino acids)
Biological process (GO): mitochondrial respiratory chain complex II assembly; succinate metabolic process
Cellular component (GO): mitochondrion; mitochondrial intermembrane space
Source: RefSeq, a predicted model, not a curated record